Messenger RNA from Cynara cardunculus var. scolymus (artichoke), 1372 nucleotides. RefSeq lists its product as uncharacterized. The transcript has 2 exons. The record is from RefSeq and is a predicted model, not a curated record. Bases 122 to 1222 code for a protein of 366 amino acids. Lineage: Eukaryota; Viridiplantae; Streptophyta; Magnoliopsida; Asterales; Asteraceae.
AUUUUCAUUGCAAUUUGCAGGGGCGGUGCCCUUGUUUGCAUUAAAACCAACGAAACCCCCUAUUCUUCGCUUCCUUCUCAAAUUCACAAACACGCAAUCUUCAUCUUCAUCUUCAAAUUCAAUGGAUCAUAGUUUCAAAGAUCGGGUGGAUAAAAUAUUUGGAUCUAUUUCUUCUUCUUCUUCUUCUUCUUCACCCUGGUCUCUCACCGAUGCCCAGGUCGAAAGGAGAGUGUGGAACCGUGAUAAAGGCGACAAAAGGGAUGAUGACCAAACCCUUGUCUCUUCUUCUUUCAAUAAUUUCUUUAACUGCCAAAGAAAUCGCCUCCAAGAUGAUGAAUGGGACAUUCGAUCUUUCAUUGGAUUGGAUGCUACUCUUGAUAAUGAGGAAGAGGAAGAUGCAUAUGAUAAGAUGGCGCAAGGAAGGGAGGAUGCUGGUGAUCGCCUAUAUAUGAAGGAUGUUACUGAUCAUGGGCCUUACUUGAAUUCUCAUAACAUUCUCCCUAGCUCGUUGCAUGAUGUAAAAAGGGAUCCUCGAGCAAAUCAUGAUGCUGCAAACACUAGGCUGAAAGAAGAUAUUGAUGCAGUGGGUGAAAACCCUGUUUCUUCUCAGGGUAUUGAUGAAGUUAUGUUAAAUGCAGAAGAACCUUGUGCGACUGUCACAGCAUCCGAUGAUGGUAUAAGAAUCAAGUCAAUACUGAAAAGGAAAAAUGAUGAUGUGGUCAAGCCGGCGAAACGUGUCAGGUUUGACUCAACUUGCAAGAAUGAUGAUGAAUUAACAAAUGGCACCCAACUACAGGGUUUUGGUCUGCCCAAAGUAUCUGGUAGCGUUCCAGAUUACAUUCUGAAUCCUUCAAAGUAUACACAAUAUAGUAUUGAUGAAUUUUCUCAUGAUGCUAAUACUGAAGCGUAUUUGGACUUCCUUGAGCAAGUUAAGAAUUCAAAAGAUGUUAAAUCAACUGGCGAGAUGCCUAGAUCGGUACUUUUUAUUCCAAAGAAAAAGAAAGCUGAUGAUGAAGCAGCAUGUAACAAUAAUAAGCAAUCAUCCACCAAAGCUGAAGCAAGCUGUGGUGUUGUCAUUGCUGCUGUAGCGGUACAAGAAGGUGAAAUUAGCCAAGAGAUGCAAGAAGAAGCAGAUGAUGCUGUUUGUACUAAAGCCAGGUCUCAGAAGCCAGGUCGUCGUCAAUAUAGGACAAAAAUGGGGGCAGAUGACAAUAUUUGUUGAUGUUUCAUGUAUUAAAAGUUGCUUCUUCUUUUUAAGCUGAGAACAGGAGCAAAAUUCAAACUUGUUUUGGUGCAUAGGAUCAACCGUUUUUCUUCUUUUUAGACCAGAAAAUGCAACUUGUUUUCCUUGCUUCCUUAUGGAAGAUUAUCA